AGCUGUUUUUAGCCAUAUUUGUGUCAUUUUUAGCUAGCAUUUCAUAAUAUUCAGCUAGACUUCAGCUGUUUUUAGCCAUCCUGUGCCCAUCUUCAGCUCGUGUUCUAACAGCUCAGUUUUAGCUGUUAACACUCACAGCAGCUGAAGUGUAAACCUGUUUCCUGUUGUGAGGCAGCUAAAGUUUAGCUUUUAGCUGAAACAUCUGUCCAGCUGUGAGUCAGAAGUUCGGGUUUUACUAGAACCGGUUCUGGACGUGCUGCUGUAACAGAACCGGACCAGCAGAACCGGACCAACAGGCCCAGGAACUGGUUUCCUGGCUCGGUUUUGUCAUGUGGGUCGUGUGAAAACCCGGAUUGGAUCUCCCAGGUCAGCUGGGCUAGAAGCUGAAAAAAACUGACUGCAGGGAAACCAACGGAACCAGAACCAUCCUGGACCGGUACCAGAUGAAACAAUUAAUGUUUUGAAAACAUAAAAUCCACAAAAAGGCGGGAAAAGGGUUUUAUUUUGAAAAUAAUGGCGGUAAAACCAGAGAGUUUUUCUUUAAUUUGAACUGUUUUUCAAACAGUAAAAUGUGGGUCACGUGUCUGGAUCAGAACCCGAACCUUCACACAGGAGAACUGGGACUAAAGACGGUAAAGGUUCGGUUCUGUUCGGUUCUGGAAGGCCCAGCUGAGUCCACUCCGGUUCUUCUCGCCUUCAUUCGGGCGCAGUUUGCGCGGAUAAACAGCCGCAGCUCCAGAGGACAGAAAGGACGAAAACAAGCCGAGCCGUCCGGGUUUUCAUCAGAACCGGGCCCGAACCCCAGCCUGAAGCUGUUUUCGACCCGACCCGACACCAGAACCCCGCCAACCGAACCCCGGACCGGAGCUCGGUUCGGUUUCUCGCGGCAGCGGCAGCGGCCUCCGCUCGGCUCCGAGUCCGUCCGGAGCCUCACGUGUCCCGGAUCGGCUCCCUCACAUGACCCGAGUGUUUGUCCCCGUGAUCAGAACCUCCGGCCCGGUCCGUCCGGGAGGGCUUCAUGGAGAUGCUGGAGCAGAACCUGGACGGUUCGGGGAGUCACGACAAACCGGAACCGGAAGAAGUGGUUCAGCUGCAGGAAGGAGAAGCGGUGACAGAUGAAGCCACAGCAGUCACCAUCGGCAGCGUUCCUCAGGCUGCGUUCUCUGAACACGUUCAGUAUCAGUUCCGUACUGAGAGCAGCGGAGGACAGGUGACCUAUCGGGUGGUUCAGGUGUCAGAUGAUCACCUGGAGGCGGCGGAUGGAAGCGGCGCCGUCAGCGUGGUCUCCACCGCAGCGUUUGCUGGAGCUCCUCAGGCCGUGGCUCAGGCCGUCAUCCAGAACCCCUUCAGCAACGGGGGCAGUCCCGGGGCCGAGACCGUUAGCGGAGAGACGCGCUUCGCCUACUUCCCCACCUCUGCUGUCAGCGAUGGAGGCGCCGUGUCGGUGCAGACCGCCGACCCCGCCAUCACGCAGGCUGGAGGUCAGUUUUACGUGAUGAUGCCCCCUGAGGUGCUGCAGACCACCAGCCCCCGCACCAUCGCCCCUCGGACACAGAGCUUCACCACGAAGGCAGAGAGUCCACGAGCCCCCCGAGACGACAAGAGGAGAGCUCAGCACAACGAAGUGGAGAGACGACGACGAGACAAGAUCAACAACUGGAUCGUGACCCUGUCCAAACUGAUCCCAGACUGCAGCAUCGACACCAGGACCGGAGCGAGUAAAGGAGGCAUCCUGUCCAAAGCCUGCGACUACAUCAGAGAGCUGCGGCAGAAGAACCAGCAGCUGCAGGACGGGUCCAAAGAGACGGACCGGGUCCAGAUGGAGAACGAGCUGCUCAGACAACAGAUGGAGGAGCUGAAGAACGAGAACGCUCUGCUUCAUGCCAAGCUGCAGCAGCACGGUGUGGAGGUCGGUGUGGAGGAAACGCCGCAGUGACCUUUGAACCGGGCCAGCACCUCAGAUUCUGAUCGUCCACUCGUCCUGGAUCGCAGAGACACACCUGAGACACAGAGGACAGGAAACAGGAAGUGUCCUGUCCUCAGGUGCACAGACGCCUGGCCUCAUCARACUAAUGAACAGAUUUUAACUUCCCCUCAGCGUCUCUCAUGAUGGCAGCGCUGUCCUGACCGGUUCUGUUGGACCGUUUGGACCAGGCGGGUUUGGACUUUGAGACAGAAAUGAAGGUUUUUAUGUUUGGACUGAAGCCUGAGCUGAAGGUUACCUGAGCUGAAGGUUACCUGAGCUCAGGUAACUGUGGGACCAGGUGAGAGGACUAGUUUCAGCCCCGGAGUUUAACCACUGCUUCUGGUUCUGGUUCUGACCCAAUAAAACCCACAUUUAUCAGCUGGGCUGUGGUUGAAAGAUUCAAAAAGAUCUACAUUAAAACUCAUGCAUUCAGAAACUUUUUACUUUAAAUAAAAUAAAGUCUGGUUCUUUAAUAAAAACUACAGUGGGUUGAUUUUCUCUUCAUCUGUUUAAACCAAUAAACUCAUUAAAAUCMUUUGUUUUAGUUUGAAUCAGCUGAUAUUUUCACACUGGAUCAUGUUUGAUGGAUAAAUAAAGAAAUUAAAUGUUUGUUUAAACUUGUUGGCUUCUGUAAAAGAUGACUUUUCAUCAAAAAGCAUCACUAAGUGGUGUAAUUAAACAUGAGGUCAGAAUUAAAUUAUUUGCACAUUAA
This is a messenger RNA of Austrofundulus limnaeus, 2678 nucleotides long. It is a transcript of the gene usf2, whose product is annotated as upstream transcription factor 2, c-fos interacting. NCBI's taxonomy places the organism in Eukaryota, Metazoa, Chordata, Actinopteri, Cyprinodontiformes, Rivulidae. The transcript is spliced from 10 exons. Gene Ontology annotation, biological process: regulation of transcription by RNA polymerase II. The record is from RefSeq and is a predicted model, not a curated record. Bases 1019 to 1936 code for a protein of 305 amino acids. Gene Ontology annotation, molecular function: protein dimerization activity; RNA polymerase II cis-regulatory region sequence-specific DNA binding; DNA-binding transcription factor activity, RNA polymerase II-specific.